UAUAUCGCUCUCUCUCUCUCUCGUGAGCUCCCAUCUCCUUUCCAGUUCUUCCUCUCGGUUUAGGCCAUCACACUUCUUCAUAGGUCCUUAACGUGGAGCAGACUCCUCCGUUGAUUCCUCGCCCCCGCUCCAAAUCCGGUCACCCACAUUGCCGUUCCUGCUCCGGCGAGACGGUCGCGCUCUUCUCAAUCUUACUCUCUCUGUUCCCUUCGAAAUCCACAGGGGAAUUGCUGGUCCUGUCAGGGCUGGCUUAGUCAAUUCAACCACGGCUCUAAGCAUUAGAGAGACCGACACUAAGAUCAUAAGAAGGGGAACUGGAUGGUUACGGACUUUCAUUAAAUUCUUGAUCUCAUCCCCUUCGUUUCACGGUGGUCGUGGAGCCCUACCUUCUGCUGGAGGGCAUCCUGCAGAUCUUACCUUCCUCGCCGGUGGUGGUUUCUGAUUGGGCCCAUGUUACAAUUUAUAUUAAUUCCGCGGCUGCUAGUGAAGCAUUAUAAAUCAGGGUUCCUUGUGACAAAUAUUAGUUUUAGUUCGGUCAAGUGCUGCCCAGGCUCUUAAUCAUGGUUUCAAUUGGCCAACCUGGAGAUGAUAACUUACUAUUGGAAAAUGCAAGUUCUGAACUGUCAUUGAGUUGUCCUAUAUCUUUACGAGGUAUUGAAGUGCCCAUUUACUGCUUUGGAAGCAAAUUGGUCACACCUGAUUCUCCAUUUGAUCGACCUUCUUGUGCUUAUCAUGAGGAAGAAAGUAUCUUGGAUUCCCUACUCCUUGCUCAGGUGCAGAAGAAUAUUAUAUCAUUUCAUUUACUGUGAUAAAACUAGCCACAGUUUCUGCUCAUUGAUAUUAUUUUGCAGUGGGAAGAUCGUAUGUGGAAAGGUUGUUUCAAAUAUGACGUCACAACAUCUGAAAUUAGGUUUUUAUAUGAAGGUGAUUGGUGACAGUCUGAAGUUUAUAGCUCAGUUAAACCAGAGCUGGAGUAAGACUCAUACUCCCACACUAGAGAGCAAGAUCGGCUUUUGCAGAAAACCCUCCAUUGCAGACUCAGUUGAACUUUAUGAGGAAUUACUCUUUUGCAUGGCUACUCAUGGGAAGGCAAAGUCCAAACUUAUUCCAUCAGCAUUUGUGCCCAAUGAUUCUGUGCUGGUCAUUUUGAAUGAGACCCCGAUAGACUAUGGCCAUGUCUUCCUCGUUCCUUUCAGAUGGAACAGUCAUGUCAAGCAUCUCGAUGCAACAUUCUUGGCGAUGCUUGUGAAAAUGGCUGUCGAGAUUAAUAAUCACUCUUUUCAUUUGUUACAUGGCUCCUCUAGCUCUAUUUCUUCUCAGCUUUAUUUUGAGGCCUGCUAUUUUUCGAACCCUCUGGCUGUGGAGCUCAUGCCUCUCGAGACUUUCUUCACCGAUGAACAAACUGGCAUUCGAAUUUGUGCUGUUUUAGAUUACCCAAUCAAGACUCUCCUCUUUGAGAGCAACCACAACUUCAAGGCCUUGGUCGAUAUCGUGUCCCGAAUAAGUUCUCAGUUGCUGGAGUUGAACAUCACAUACAACAUACUUGUUUCUGAUCGCGGGAGAAAAAUCUACAUGUUGCUUCAGGCCAAUUUCUGCAGCCUUUCUGCUUGGGAAUGCGGUGGCUACUUCCUGUUCAAUUCUCAGCACGAGUUCGAUAAAGCCACUGAGGAUUCCAUAUUUGAUCUUCUGUGCGGGGCCUCACUUGACACUGAAGGCUUUGAGAUGGUGCAGCAGCUGUGCUGUAACAUCGUAGCUUCAUUCUCCAUUUGAACUUCUGCAAUGGCCAACCAUAAUCUUCGCGUGGAAGAAAAGUUGCUGCUGUUGGAAAACUUUCGAAUGAUUGAAUUACUUGUUGAGUGCCGAUUUGUUCUCGUUUUAAUUAGAAGAACCAUGGUGACAUCAACUGUUGGUUGUCACUCUUUCUUUCCUUUUUUCCCUUUUGUGACUAUUAUGGGUCGGAUUUCGGUCUCUUGGCAGUUUUAUAUCGUUCCUAUAAUUCUGAGCUUUUCUUAUUUGUCCUUGCAA
This is a messenger RNA of Punica granatum (pomegranate), 2025 nucleotides long. The record is from RefSeq and is a predicted model, not a curated record. NCBI's taxonomy places the organism in Eukaryota, Viridiplantae, Streptophyta, Magnoliopsida, Myrtales, Lythraceae.